Molecule: messenger RNA, 1816 nt
Organism: Ciona intestinalis (vase tunicate)
Lineage: Eukaryota; Metazoa; Chordata; Ascidiacea; Phlebobranchia; Cionidae
Product: arylsulfatase B-like
Molecular function (GO): sulfuric ester hydrolase activity
Source: RefSeq, a predicted model, not a curated record
GUAUAUCAGCAUUUAGCCUUAUUAGAGUACGAAGUAGGUUUUCACAAUCAAUUAGAAUGACUUUUGGAACAACCAAAUCUACAAUUUCGUCAUUCCUACUGAUUUGUGUAGUCGGUACUGUAGCAGAAGCAACCAAGAAACCGCAUGUAGUUCUUAUUUUAGCUGAUGAUCUCGGAUAUAAUGAUGUCGGUUACUGGGGGCAAAACCACGGGUCUGCUGCGAAAACACCGUUCCUGGACUCAUUAGCAGAAAACGGCGUUCGAUUAGAAAACUAUUAUACUCAUUCUGUUUGUUCGCCGACCAGGGGAGCCUUAAUGACUGGGAGAAACAGAAUCGACAUUGGUUUAGCACAUGGUAUCAUCCACACGACACAAAUUGAGGGUCUUCCGUUAGAUAAUGUCUUAUUACCAGAACAGUUGUCCAACUGUGGUUACAACACACAGAUGAUAGGGAAAUGGCAUUUGGGAUUCUCAUCUUCUAAAUACGCCCCAUGGAACCGAGGGUUUCAUGGAUUUUAUGGUUUUCUCGCUGGCUCCGAGAACUACUGGUCAAAGUGGUUGCCCAUGGCUCGACACUCAAACAUAGGGGGAGUCGACUUCACCGAUUCUACCACUGGACCAACCAACGAGACAUGGGGACAAUACAGCGCGCAUGUGUACGCUUCCAGGGCAAGAUACGUUAUUCAGCAUCACGACCAAUCUAAACCUUUGUUUCUGUACUUGCCGCUACAAACUCCCCACACGCCUCUUGGUGCACCAAGUCAUUACUACGAACCAUUUAAAGAUAUAGAAGACGAUGACAGAAUGAAAUAUCUUAGCAUGGUGUCAGUGUUGGAUGAAACUGUGCGAAAUGUUACAAACUAUUUGAAAGACGCUGGAAUGUGGGAGGAUACGCUGUUGAUAUUUUCUACAGAUAACGGAGGCGAAGUCAAACACGGUGGUAACAACUGGCCGUACCGUGGCACGAAAAACACUUUAUACGAAGGUGGGGUGAAAGCCGUGGGCUUCGUACAUGGAAAAAUUUUGGGCGAUCUGUCCCCUGCACAGCGCGUAAACCGUGAACUGAUUCAUGUAACAGAUUGGUACCCUACUAUAAUGGCUGCAGCUGAUUGCCCUUAUGUAUCUGGGAACUCAAGAAAUAAGUUGUACGGGUUGAACCAAUGGGGUGCAUUACGGGGUGAGAGGGGUUCACAAAGAACCGAAAUCGUUCAUACGAUCGAUCCCAUGAAUCGUACCUCGGAAAUUCCAGACAUGAGAUUUGGAUUCAACAUCAACGUAAAAGCCGCCAUCUGUGUAAGAAAAUGGAAACUCAUUACAGGAAAUCCAGGGCACGGCGGUUGGUACGCUCCGCCAGAAUCGAAAGAUAUUUUCACCAAAAGCGGUACGAGAGGGUCAAAAAAUAUACAGCUUUUUGAUCUGAGCGUCGAUCCCCUUGAAGAGAAUGAAAUUUCAAACGAACAUCCGACUGUCGUUAGUGAACUGCUCGAGCGUCUUGCUAAGUACAGCUUAAGUGCUCCACCUGCAAUCAACCAAAACACAGACGACAAUGCACAUCUAAGCUGGACAGAUGGUUUCGUCCAACCUUGGCUGAAUUAAUGAUUAAAAACGAAAUGACAUUUGGAAAAUAUUUAUUUUUUCAUUUGGUUGUAACUAUAUUGCUGCUGUUGCACCACUUUUAACUUAGUUCCAAUAAACGUAUUAAAAACGGGUAUAAUGACAAAGUAACAUACAUGGUAACUCGUAAGCUAGCACGAGGUGAUAAACCCGUGUGGUAACGACUGUCGUGUUCCGGCCACGCGAAGAUGAAGUAAGUUACA